Molecule: messenger RNA, 535 nt
Organism: Callorhinchus milii (elephant shark)
Lineage: Eukaryota; Metazoa; Chordata; Chondrichthyes; Chimaeriformes; Callorhinchidae
Gene: atp5f1e
Product: ATP synthase F1 subunit epsilon
Exons: 3
Coding region: 80-235 (51 amino acids)
Biological process (GO): proton motive force-driven mitochondrial ATP synthesis
Cellular component (GO): mitochondrial inner membrane
Molecular function (GO): proton-transporting ATP synthase activity, rotational mechanism
Source: RefSeq, a predicted model, not a curated record
GGUCGGUCGGGCACCCGCUUCCGUCGGCGCCAUCUUUAUUAAAGCCUCGGUCGGACGGUCGGAGCGACGGCGGGUCGAGAUGGUGGCUUUCUGGCGGCAGGCUGGCCUCAGUUACAUCCAGUAUUCUCGGAUUUGUGCACAAGCAGUCCGGUCUGCCUUUAAACAGCAGCACCAGGCAGCAGCCCAGAAAUCGGGAGAAACAAGCGUCAAAGUCAUCAAACCUAAGAAGUCCUAAUGUGAUCCCGUGAAGUCCCAGGAAGCUGUGCUUUUGAAUAUGUGAGCACUCUUCAUCAAGCCCUUGUUCGGAAUUUCGUGUCAAAACUGCAUAUCUAUCAUACUGUAAAUCUAAUUUCUGAGGAGAUGGUGUUGUAAAGCACAUUAAAACAGCAUGUGCUUCUGCAGAUUAUGGAGUCUGUGUCUGUCCAAUCAGUGUCAAUGCAAUCUGAAACUGAAUUUGGCGUGUGCUUGUCACUGUACCACAUAAAUAGUUCUGUUGUUAUGCUAUGGUUUGACAAAUAAAAUAUUUAAAGAUGUA